AUGGUGGGUCCGACCCGUCCGCAGUUCGUGUUGUUCGGGUCAUCCGUAGUUCAAAUGUCGUACAACGUUGGUGGCUGGGGUGCUAUUUUUACUGAUCUUUACGCCCGCAAGGCAGAUGUGAUACUAAGAGGAUAUUCUGGUUGGAACUCAAGGCUUGCUCUUCAAGUCUUAGAUAGGGUGUUCCCCAAGGAUGCAGCUGUUCAGCCUACUCUGGUUAUAGUAUAUUUUGGUGGUAAUGAUGCAACAAACCCACACCCAAGUGGCAAAGGCGCUCAUGUUCCUCUUCCAGAGUAUGUAGAGAACAUGAGAAAGAUUGCUCUUCAUCUCAAGUCUCUAUCAGAGAACAUACGGAUAAUUUUUCUUAGUUCUCCUCCCGUGAACGAAGAGAGAAUUCGAGAAAUUUUUGGUAAUGCAUUUGAUGAUCAAGCUCGGAAAAAUGAAUGCUGCCUCAAAUACACUGAAGCUUUAGUAGAGUUGGGUCAGCAGUUAGAUAUUAAAGUCAUUGAUCUUUACACUGCGAUUCGGCAAAGAGAUGAUUGGGCAAAGGCUUGCUUUAUAGAUGGAAUCCAUUUUUCAUCUGAAGGGAGCAAAAUUGUAGUAAAGGAGAUACUGAAGGUCCUCAAAGACGCCGAAUGGGAACCAAGCCUGCACUGGCUGUCGAUGCCAGCUGAAUUUCCCGAGGAUUCGCCAUAUUACGUUGUUGGUCCUGAUGGUGAAACCACCCUUAACGUGACUGACCAUGUUUGUACUUGGCAAAAGGAGUGGGUCAAUAUAUAG
This is a messenger RNA of Fraxinus pennsylvanica, 777 nucleotides long. Lineage: Eukaryota; Viridiplantae; Streptophyta; Magnoliopsida; Lamiales; Oleaceae. The record is from the annotation of a GenBank genome assembly.